Cucurbita moschata (crookneck pumpkin) is the source of this 851-nucleotide messenger RNA. RefSeq lists its product as uncharacterized. The transcript has 3 exons. Lineage: Eukaryota; Viridiplantae; Streptophyta; Magnoliopsida; Cucurbitales; Cucurbitaceae. The record is from RefSeq and is a predicted model, not a curated record. The coding region runs from base 164 to 478 and encodes 104 amino acids.
AGUAUAAUCAUGCAUCUUGAACAACUUCGAAAGGUAGCUUUAGCAUUAGCGUGGUUUGGCAACUUUCAGCUUUCCCUUCAACUUCUUCCAUUUCUCUACUGCCAGCGAUCGAGCGUUUCAAUUUGUUGCGGAGGUUCUAGAUACGGAUAGUCAGACAAUCGAUAUGAGCAGAAAUUUGAGUCGCAGAUCGUCUGAUUUGGUUGCGCUUUCCGCUUCGCUUUCCCUACUUUUCGUCUCCGCCCUUUCUAAUGAUUCCAGUGGCAAAGAUAGUAUUAACUCCGGGAAGCAUUCAUCCUCAAGCAGCAAAACUGGCUCUAUGGUUGCCAUCAUCCUCCUUGGGUUUUUGGUAGUUGUGUUAUUAUCAUUUUUCCUUUUCAAGCUAUGGCAGAAGAAGAGAAGAGAGGAGCAAUAUGCCCGACUUCUGAAAUUGUUUGAAGAAGAUGAUGAGCUUGAGGUCGAACUUGGUCUUCGGGAUUGAAGAAUAUCUGAAAUUCUAGUUCACUGAAGCUGGAUCUGAGAAUCUCUCAAUCGACCCGACACUCUGCUGGCUUUUUUCACAGGCUCAGAAACCAUUAUGUUGGAAUUAUUGCAUUUCAAAUGGCUAAAAGAUGGUGAGAUGAUAGCUUGAGUUUGCUGUAAGGUUAGAUUUUUUUUUUUUUUUUUCUUUUCCCCUGAUUUUUGAAAAUUCUGGGGUGGUGCAGAGCCUUGUAAUUCCCGUAUUAUAGUGAAUCAUUUUGUAAGGAGUGCUUGAAGAAAAUACGAGUUCAGGUUUUGUAAAACUGAUGUCAUAUACCAAGUUUAAUGGUGAAAGGGUUUUGACUAAGGCCCCAAAUAUUCUUCUUUCCGUUAAA